This is a messenger RNA of Penicillium maclennaniae, 1305 nucleotides long. Its product is annotated as transcription factor SPN1. Gene Ontology annotation, biological process: poly(A)+ mRNA export from nucleus. Gene Ontology annotation, cellular component: nucleus. The transcript has 2 exons. NCBI's taxonomy places the organism in Eukaryota, Fungi, Ascomycota, Eurotiomycetes, Eurotiales, Aspergillaceae. The coding region runs from base 1 to 1305 and encodes 434 amino acids. The record is from RefSeq and is a predicted model, not a curated record.
AUGUCUGCCUCUCCCGAGCAUCACGCUGGCUCAGCCGCCGCUACCCCCGAGCGUGAAGAGCCCGAAAAAGUCGCGACGCCUAUUGCCGGCGAUGAAGAAGAAGGCGACCAGCCCGUCGAACCUACCACUGGCGACGAUAUCGAGAAUCAAGACGAAAAAGCCGGUGGUGAUGAUGAUAUCUCCGACGAUGAAUCUAUUCUCUCCGAAGUCGACGAGGCACAAUUCGAUAACUUCGAUCCCGAGAACGUCGAUAUCGAAGACCGCGCACCACUGGAUGUCGAUGCAGAUAAUUUGAAGUUGAUCGGUCGCCACAAACGCAAGCGCGCUGAGGGCGAGGAAGAUCGCCCGCGCCGCAAGGAGGGUCGUCGUGAGAAGAAAAGCCGCCGUGCGCGCGAUGAGGAGGACGGCGAGGGCUCGUCAUCUCGACCUCGUCAGCGAAAGCAGAAGGAGAAGUCACCCGAUACCGAUGAGGAGACUUUGGAUCCUGAGACCCGUCGUCGCCGGGCUCUAGACCGCGCCAUGGACGAAGCUAUGAAGAAGCCUACAAAACGCCGCGCCCGCAAGCAGGAUGGAAUUGACCUUGAGGCCAUGGCCGAUGCUGAGAUCGAGGAUAUGCGGAAGCGCAUGACCCACGCCGCGCAGAUGGAUGCUAUCAAUCGCCAGGAGGGCAAGCCUGCUAUGCACAAGCUCAAGCUUCUACCUGAGGUGAUCAUGCUCCUCAACCGGAACCAGUACACCAACGCCCUGGUCGAUCCUGAAAUCAACCUACUGGAGGCCGUUCGAUUCUUCCUUGAGCCCUUGGACGAUGGUUCUAUGCCCGCCUACAACAUCCAGCGCGAUCUUUUGACUGCCCUGACUAAGCUUCCGAUCCAGAAGGAUGCCCUGAUCGCCAGUGGCAUUGGCAAGGUGGUCGUAUUCUACACCAAAAGCAAGCGCACGGAGCGCCGCAUCAAAGAAAUGGCUGAGAAGCUGCUGGCUGAGUGGACUCGCCCGAUUCUCCAGCGCAGCGACGAUUACUCGAAGCGGGUGUUCCAGCAAGCUGAUUUCGAUCCUACCAAAAUCACCAAGCGUGUCCCGACUACAGCUGAGAUCGUUGCUGCUGAUGCCCGCGCGCGCGAGACGCUGCCUCCCCGUCUAGCCAACCGUGCUCGCGUCGACCGCACCCAAGUCAGCUACUCUAUUGUUCCCCGACAGACCGCUGUGGCUGAGAGUCGCUUUUCCCGACCUCUGGGUGCCAGUGGCGAGGAUCGUUUCCGCAAGAUGCAAGCCCGACAAAAUGCGGCGCAGAAAGCAUCUCGUCGGUGA